Molecule: messenger RNA, 447 nt
Organism: Fonticula alba
Lineage: Eukaryota; Rotosphaerida; Fonticulaceae
Exons: 5
Biological process (GO): protein phosphorylation
Cellular component (GO): cytoplasm
Molecular function (GO): protein serine/threonine kinase activity; ATP binding
Source: RefSeq, a predicted model, not a curated record
AUGGCCACGCGCAGGUGGCGCACCAAAAGCGACCACGCGCAGGAGCACGUCCCCGAGGACCGGAAUGUCGUGGGCGAGGUUGUCGGCCCCUAUAUUGUCGGUGACGAGCUUGGCCGCGGGUCAUCUGGCUAUGUGAAGCGCGCCAUCAACUCCGAAAACGGGCACUUCGUGGCCAUCAAGCAGUUUCCCAGGUCGAUCUUCUCGCCGGAGCAGCUGACCCUGGGCUUUGCCACCGCGCAGUUUCGCGUCCUCGAGGCGGAGAUCGAUUCGCUCCAGCGCCUGGCGCACCAUCAGAACAUCGUCCGCGUGCUGGAUGUCAUCCGCGGCCCGGCCUACUUGAACUUGGUCCUGGAGUAUGUCGAGAGCGGCUCGGCCGCCCAGAUCAUCGAGAACUUCGGCUUCUUCCCGGAGCCCCUGGCCGCAUUGUACAUCUCCCAAUCGCUGAAG